CAAAAAAUGUAAACAUAUGCAAGUACCUAUUGUAUUUUAUUUUUAUUUAUCAAAGUUGUUUCAUAUUACUGAAAGUGUAAUUUUUUAAUACAAUCAGAAGUGGAUAAUUGCUUUUUUUCCUGGUCACAAAUGGAGCCCAAUAAAAAACGUUUAAAACUGGAUAAUAUAAAAAUUAAUAUAAAAUCUAUUCUUUCGGAUGAUUUUCUAGAUCAUAUACCCUUAGAAGCGGUUUAUGUAGCAAGCAUUGCGGAAAAGAAACAAUUUUCUUCUUUAAUUUUUGAAUUAAAUAAAUAUCUUCCAUUCGAUAAUUUGUCACACCUUAAAAGGAUUCGCAAAAAUGACGUUAUAAUUUGUAAAUUGAAUGACUUGAUUACUUUUACAUCUGAAAUCGAAAAUGAAUGUCAUUUAAAAUCAACAAUUGAAGAUUUGAACUUAGAAUGCAAUGAAAUAUUAGAUAUAUUACGAAAUGAAAAAUUAGCCAAAAUACAUGUUCACAGAUCAAUUUUGAUUGGUUAUUUAAAAGCUAAAGGUAUUUCUGACAAUGGAUUUCUUCAAAAAUUAUGUGAUGAUUUAAAAAUAGUAGAUAUACCAUCAAAACAAAGCCUGUUGCGGUGGCAAUACGAAGAAAUGAACAAAAUAUGGCCAUGUAAAUUUCAUCCAAAUAAACAGAUGGAACUUCUACAUAAAAAUGAAAAUUUCACUUCAAACGAACUUAUAUUUCAUCAAACAAUUAUUAUGAUUAUUAAAAAAAUAAUGAAUUUAGAAAAAAACUUAUAUAAGAAUGUUGGCAUUUGUGUUGAUCCAAGAACAAAUAGUGUUGUAGCAAUGUCGACGAAUCUUGCACCCACACAAUGUGGUACACCAUCAUCGUUUCAUAUAAAUGAAAAAAUUAAACAUUGUCCAAUACUACUAAUAGAUUUUGUAGCUCGAACUCAGAAUGGCGGUAUAUGGAAAUAUGAAAAUAUAAAAUUUUUAGAAAAUACGAAUGAUGAAAAAGAAUUUUGUGGAAUAUUAAAAGAAUAUGUUGAAUUAUUAAGAUGUGGUUUAGGAGAUGAACAAAUAGGCGCACAAAAAAUAAAUAUUAACAAUCAAAAAGGAAAUAGUAAUAAAAUUAUAAAAGAAAUGGUUGGAAAUGUUCCUAAUAAUUGUAAUGAUUUUUAUGGUGAGGAUGAACAAAAUAAUUUAGAAAAAUAUGGACCAUAUUUAUGUACAGGCUAUGAUAUUUACUUUUUGAAAGAGCCAUGUUUAAUGUGUGCAAUGGCAUUAAUUCAUAGUCGUGCUAGAAGAAUAUUUUUUGUAGAAAGUACAAAUGAUGGAGCAUUAAAAACUUGUACGAAAUUACACACAGCUAAAGGACUAAAUCAUCAUUACGAAGUUUUUCAAUGUAGCAUUAUAGACUAGUGGUAAUUCAAAAUGAAUUUCUUGUACAUUAUUACAAACAUAAAUACAACAUGCAUAAUUUGAAAUAUACAAUUUUUUUAUACAAAAUUA
Messenger RNA from Condylostylus longicornis, 1491 nucleotides. Its product is annotated as probable inactive tRNA-specific adenosine deaminase-like protein 3. The record is from RefSeq and is a predicted model, not a curated record. The transcript has 3 exons. NCBI's taxonomy places the organism in Eukaryota, Metazoa, Arthropoda, Insecta, Diptera, Dolichopodidae. Gene Ontology annotation, molecular function: tRNA-specific adenosine-34 deaminase activity. Bases 130 to 1401 code for a protein of 423 amino acids. Gene Ontology annotation, cellular component: cytoplasm; nucleus.